AUAUAAAAAUAUAUAUAUAUUAUUGAGUUCUCAUCAUAAAAGCUUAUGAUGAUUAUUCCCAUAUUUUCGGCAUUUUUAGGUAAUAUUAGGUUUUUUUUAGCUUUCGGCAUUUCGCAAUUUAUAAUAAUAUUUUUUUUAUUUGGACAAAAAGUUAUUAAUAAGUAAAAUUAACUGGAAAUAUCGGUGGCCAUAAACAGUAGUUGAGCGGUCAGAAUCAGCACCUCUUCUAGUUCCAAGGAAUUGGUGGGAAGACGGUUACAGGCACAGCUCAUCCGAAAACUAUAUUCUUCGACCUUAUUGCAAAGGGAAGACUUUCUUCUCCAAACGCCAACCAGAAAAGAAGUCCCGAGUACAAGUGUACAACUACUAACUUGUAAAACCAAAAACUGCAUACAUGAUAGGAUAGGAGUAAUCCGCAAACCACCACAAGGGCUUUGGGCAAAAGGUGGGAAUCACCGCCGAAUCAGAGUGUUCAGUUCCCCAUUUACCUGACCGCCCGUGAUUUGAGGCCACCGUUGCCUAGUGCCUUCCACCGUCGCAACGGCAGGGGAGAUGGUGGGGACGGCGCGACCGGUGUUCGUGUUGUUUGGAUCCUCCAUCGUCCAGUUCAGCUAUGGUGUUGGUGGGUGGGGCGCUAUGCUUUCUGACUACUACUCUCGCAAGGCAGACAUUUUGAUAAGAGGGUAUGGAGGUUGGAACUCGAGGGAUGCUCUCAAGGUCCUUGAACAAGUUUUCCCGAAGGAUGCUGCCACACAUCCUGCUCUGGUUAUAGUCUAUUUUGGUGGGAAUGAUUCGUGCAGCCAAGACCGAUCCAUUGCUCAUGUACCUCUUUCUGAGUACUACGAAAACAUGAAGAAGAUUGCUGCUCAUCUCAAGGGCCUUUCUGAGACGAUUCGCCUCAUCUUUCUUACUCCUCCCCCAGUCAAUGAGAAGAUGGUCACUAAAUAUUUUGGAGAUUGUGGCCGCACAAAUGAGAGUUGCCGGAUGUACGCAGAAGCUUGUAUGAAGAUGUGCUCGGAAAUGGGGGUGACAGGCAUUGAUCUAUGGACUGUGUUCCAGCAACAACGGGAGGACUGGCAGACUGCCUAUUUCAUAGAUGGGAUCCAUCUGACAUCAGAAGGGAGCAAGGUAGUGGGGAAUGAGAUCUUGAAGGUGAUAGAAGAGUCGGAGUGGGAACCAAGCCUGCAUUGGGAGUCGAUGCCCUGUGAAUUCUCAGGAGUCACACUCUUCGAUACUCUUGGCUACAACCACUUCUUGAACUCAAGCCUGCCAUGAGAAACUUGGCUUGGUAAUCAAAGCUUACAUGUGCGAUUCUGAACCCUUUGUUUCUUUCUUUGGCUUUCUUUUGUCCGUCGUCUCUCUGCGGUAACAACAAAAGAAAAAUAUGAGAAAAAUGAAACAUUGGUGUUUGUGGUCCAAAGAGAAGCUUAUCAAGGGCCAAUGCGAGAGAGUCCAUAAAUUUUUAUGAUGAGGCAGGCCUGACUUAAUGAAUACCAAUUCAGACUGCCUCCUUUCUUUUUGAAGAGUUGGAGCCGGUCUGGAUUCAAGGGAUCAAUCUGGACCUUUUAUAAUGUACUUAGAUUGUCAAUUUCAUUAAUUUCUUCAAAAACAGGGAUAAGUACUGAAUUGAUAUUUGGACGGAUCAAAUAAACCUUUUAACUUGCUCCCCGACCCUCAAAUUUUCAUUAUAUUGAGCUAAUUUAUCAUGAUGCAACUCGGUUAUGGAACAGACCAAACCAUGACUGUUGCUGCCAAAACUCUUGAUGCCAUCUUCAACACUAUCCCACCACGGACAGAACGUGUCCAUCUGUCAAAGGACAUGCCCUGUGGAAAUACAUAGCAAGUCUUUUUUGCUAAAUUAUCGAAAAUUUAAUUUCUAGCUUUCUUCAGCUUCGGAAUGAACUCAUACAAACGGAAAUAAAUUAUUAGUUAUUCAAUUAUCUUUUCCAAACAAAACAAUUUUGGAAUAUAGAAAGAUGGUUUUCCAAAUUACUAGUUAAUUACUAAAUAACAUUAACUUUAGGGGUUUUGUUGUCGGCUUUUUUUUCAAAUUUCCUUUUUUUUUGUCAUGGAGGACACAUGUUUUUUGUCGUGGAGGACACAUGACAAGAAGAAAGGGCUUUUGUUUUUUUUGUUUUUUUGCAAAAUUCAUCUGUGUAGUCAAAACUUUGAUGUUUGUGACAAUAAUAGUCACUUUUGAGUAAAUAACAAUAAUAGUCAGAAUUUUGAAAGUUUGAUAACAUAUAUAGCCAUUUUCGUUACAUAAUUUGACGACGUCAUUGACACCGUUAGUCAAAUUAACUGAACGCUUAUGUGGCUGCCAACUCACCGGACACAUCAUCGACAACUCAACAACACUUGUCACAUGGUGUCAUGUCAUAUUUUAAUUUAAAAAAAAAAAUCAACUCAACAAAAAAAAUAAAGUAAAUAAUAAAUAAAAUAAAAACUCAAUAACACCGUCGCCCUUCUCUCCAACUCUUCCUCUCUCACCGAUCAAAUUGCCUCCUCCGCCCCCUCAGUGCUGCCGCCUCCUCCCUCUGUCGCACAAUCUCCACCUCCACCGAGCCCCUCGUAAUUGAGACACCCAUUAGAAAUAAAGAGGAGAAGAUUGGGUUGUUGACGUAAUCCAUCAGAAACUCCACCACUAGCAGCAGAAGUCGGCCAAUGCGCGAAGGUUACGGAUUGAAUUAGGAAUGGAGGAGAUUGCCGAUGGAAUUUGGGAAUAUGAGGAGAUGAACUCCAUGGUUUGGAUGUAUGAUUCGGGGCUAGAGGCUCUGGGGAACUCGAUUUGCCUCCUCAAGACAGAGAUGCUUCGACGACGAUGACAGCAGCGGUCGCGCCUCUACAUCAACUCCCGCCGACGAACUCAUGCUAGCUGUUUCCAGUGCUCGCAGUCGGGUACCACCGCUACCAACUCCCUCCUAUUGUCGUCAACGAUCAGCAUCACUAUCCCCCAGGCCUGCAUUCAAGAAUCUAGCGAAUUUGGGAGGAAGAACUAGGGUUCUUGAAUUUGGGGGAUUUCCAAAUCCGAAUCUGGGGUACAGUUUCUUAUGGACCAGGAGCGGUGACCAUCAUAUUCAAAGCUUCUCCUCUAUUUUGUGUGGUAAGAAAAGCAAAGUGGUUUU
This is a messenger RNA of Linum trigynum, 3125 nucleotides long. The record is from the annotation of a GenBank genome assembly. NCBI's taxonomy places the organism in Eukaryota, Viridiplantae, Streptophyta, Magnoliopsida, Malpighiales, Linaceae.